This is a messenger RNA of Gekko japonicus, 1538 nucleotides long. It is a transcript of the gene ANP32B, whose product is annotated as acidic nuclear phosphoprotein 32 family member B. Gene Ontology annotation, cellular component: nucleus. Gene Ontology annotation, molecular function: histone binding. The record is from RefSeq and is a predicted model, not a curated record. Gene Ontology annotation, biological process: regulation of apoptotic process. Bases 1 to 834 code for a protein of 277 amino acids. The transcript is spliced from 7 exons. Lineage: Eukaryota; Metazoa; Chordata; Lepidosauria; Squamata; Gekkonidae.
AUGUGUUGCAUCUGUUGGCUCCGACAGUUGCUACGGGCACAGAGCGUGCCCCAUGGCAGGCCUUUCAUGGGAGUUGCUGUCGCUUGCCCUCCUCAGCUUCUAGGAUUGUCGGAGGUUCAAGUACAAGAGCUUGUUCUUGACAACUGCAGAUCAAAUGAAGGCAAAAUUGAGGGGCUGUCAGGAGAGUUUGUCAACUUGGAGUUUCUCAGCUUAAUAAAUGUGGGGCUGACAUCUGUCUUGAAUCUCCCGAAGCUCCCCAAAUUGAAAAAGCUUGAACUCAGUGACAACAGAAUUUCUGGAGGUCUUGAUGUACUAGCUGAGAAGCUUCCUAACCUCACAAAUCUAAACCUCAGUGGAAACAAGCUGAAGGAUAUCAGUACCUUGGAGCCAUUGAAAAAAUUGGAAUCUCUGAAGAGCCUUGAUCUGUUUAACUGUGAGGUAACAAAUCUAAAUGACUACCGAGAGAGCGUCUUCAAGCUUCUCCCUCAGCUUACCUACCUGGAUGGAUACGAUCAAGACGACAAAGAGGCUUCUGACUCAGAUGCUGAAGUAGACGGUGUUGAUGAGGAAGAUGAAGAGGAAGGUGAGGAAGAAGAUGAAGAAGAAGAAGAAGAAGAUGGUGAGGAGGAAGAAUUUGAUGAGGAAGAUGAGGAUGAAGAAGGAGAAGAAAUAGAAGAUGAGGAAGAUGAAAUCAGUGGAGAGGAGGAAGGGUUUGGCCAUGAUGGCGAAGAGGAGGAGGAGGAAGAGGAUGAAGAAGAAGAUGAAGAGGAUAGUGGGAAAGGUGAAAAGAGAAAAAGAGAAGCAGACGACGAAGGGGAUGAAGAUGAUGACUAAGGCCUCGCGUGCCCUCAAAGGACUGUUCAGUAUUGCUUGGGCCACCCCUUGGAUGAUCUGUGACCGAGGAGCACGUGAGGCACACCUGUAGUCGUCUAACAAGCCCCCCCCUCCCCCCCCCGGGUGCAGCACCUAAAGAGCCAAAGAGUCGGCCAUUCCUGUGACAUUCCACACACCCCGCAGCUGAUCUCUCCAGGUGGUUACAGAGCUAGCCCAGCUGGGCCUAGCACCUUCACUUAAUCCUCUUGGGGUUCCCAGGCCUUCAUCUCCCAACCGUUGCCAUAGCGAGACGAGAGCGAGUGUGAUGGGUCAGUCCUGGUUGUCAGGGGAUACACACACCCCCACCCCACCCCCCACUGACUUGUAGUCCCUUUUUACUUUCUGUGUGACGAGGCUUUGUAAAUAGAGUCCUGAUGUUUUGGGGGACUGUUUCUUCAUGCUUUGCUUUCCCUUGCCUCCCUUUUCCUUUUCUAAGACGUUGGAUAUUUUUUACAUUAGGAUGUUUUAUGCAACAACAGAAAAAGUAUUUUUAAGAACUUGAAUGAAAUAAACGUUAUUUGGUAAACUAGUCUUGUAAAUUGGUUAUAUUCAAACUCUUUUAUCUGGGAUUCUGUGGCUUCCCCCCGCCCCCCUUCUUUCUCUGAAGCCAGAAUAUGGGCAGGGUAGUAUACUCUCUGCAUUGGAAACAAAAAUAAAAAAUUGUG